This is a messenger RNA of Suillus subalutaceus, 540 nucleotides long. RefSeq lists its product as uncharacterized. Bases 1 to 540 code for a protein of 179 amino acids. The record is from RefSeq and is a predicted model, not a curated record. Lineage: Eukaryota; Fungi; Basidiomycota; Agaricomycetes; Boletales; Suillaceae. The transcript has a single exon.
AUGACGACCAGCGAAGAUAUUGCAUACUCCCUCAUCAGCAUAUUUGAUGUCAGCAUGCCAAUAACGUAUGGGGAGGGCCAGCGGUCCUGGUUUCGGUUGAUGGAAAUCAUCUUGAAACAAUGCAAGAGCUGGGAAAUCUUUGUAUGGGCAGGAGAAUUGUCUCCAUAUUCCAGCGCAAUACCUCGGUCGCCCAAAGGCUAUGAAGCUUUUGAUAUACAGAACUCCACAGAACUGAGCGAGAAUCUCGAUAUGGGGAAGGUGGAGAGAAUUGUCGGGGAGACACCUGAUCUCCAUGGUGACCAUGUGUUUGCAAUGACAAGACAUGGACUGCAGAUGAAGUUACCGCUUCUUGACGUGGAGUUUAAACCGUCCGCAUCAAUCGGCCACUAUUCACGCCCGGACUCCAGGCUACCUCGGACGGUCAAAACCUCGGGAUCUCCUUGUGCGAGUCACAUGCCGCCAACUGGAAUCAAAGGCAGAGACUUAUCGUCUUGGAAUAGUAAAUUGCAGCCCGAACGGACUGGCUCGACGGAACCAUGA